AUGGAAAAUUACAGCCGUUUUGUCAAAUUGCAGCUUCUGCUCAUUGCAGUUAGUGGGUUUAUCCUCAUCACAAGUGUACAAACACAGCCAGCUGGAGUUCAAGAAACAAACCACAUUUCUUCAGAACCAUAUGGAGACGACAGAUACGUUACCUGCCAGACACGGUGUUUUGUGGAAGAAAAACACGCAGAUUGUUCUAACUGUAACCUCACACACGUACCUAAGUUAGAUACGAAGAUACAAUUUCUUGAUCUAUCGGAAAACUUUAUAGAAUAUCUUGGUGUGUCGUUGGCGAUAUAUUUCAAUUUAGAGCACCUUGACAUUAGCAAAAACCAACUAAAUGUAUUGGACAACUAUACCUUCUUUAAUCUGAGCAAACUAAUAUAUCUGAAUUUGGAACAUAACAACCUGUCUAUGGAUUUAAAAUUCCCGCGUUUUGUGUUUUCCCCUCUUUUUUCCUUAAGGACUCUAAAGAUCAACCACAACACUAGGGAUCCGACUCUUCCAAGGCUAGAGUAUCCCGAUUUCGCAUUGUCUUUUCUGCACAAUUUAACUGAGCUUUAUAUAGACGGUCUUCUUGACAAAAUACUAGGCCCUGGGUUUAGGACAAUGGCAUCGUUAAAGCGAUUAACAUUGAGUGGACCACUUCACCAUCGCUGCAGUACUGUGGAAGUCCGAAACAAAACUUUUAUGAAUGUUCCUCAAAUUGAAUUUCUUAAUCUCACACGAUGUUGCCUGGAUUUUUCUCACAUGGAGGUCGGGGUGUUCGAACCCUUAACAAAUCUCCAGGUCUUGGACUUAUCAGGUAAUGAACAACAGUGCUUCGACAACCUAAUCCCCGCGCUGCGAAGUUUACAGCACUCAAACGUCAUGUAUUUGAAUAUAACAGGUGUAAUCCGGCAGUAUAUGCCCUGCGUUUCAGUGUCAAGACAAUUUGCAGAAGUGUUACCCAGAAAACUUGUGCAUCUCGUGGCUCAGAGCAACAGUAUUGAAAUCAUUGAGGCCGGCGUCUUAGAGGCUCUUCCUAAGAAUCUGAAAAGCCUCGAUAUCAGUGACAACAGACUCACUUUUGGAAUGUACCUUACCAAAUUUUCGAAAUUAGAAAAUUUACAAGUGCUGAAUCUAAAUGGUGGGAUUUUUAGUUUUAACUUACCAAAGAUGUUUCCAACCGUCUACGCACAGAGUUGUUUGAUAAAACCUGAAAGUUUUAAUUAUGAAAUGUACAGCGGUCAUGCUAUAGACUACACCGACAGCGAUCCACUUUUAAAACUACCUCAGAACUUGGAGUCGGUGAGCAUUAAUUUCGCGGGAUGGUCGUAUUCUUUAACGGAAUUUACCAUCGACCCCAAUAACUCCUUGAGACAUCUGAGCUUGCGCGGAAACAAUAUUCCCAGACUUGUAGGCCCCAUUAGAGGACUGGCUGCUUUAACAACACUAGAUCUCGAUGAAUGCAACAUUGAAUGGAUUUCAGAAAAAUUCUUUGAUGAUUUUCCAUCUCUGGAGAAACUCAAUUUAAGCUCGAAUUACAUCGGGGAAAAUUCAUUGGCCGAGGGAUGUAAGCCAUUAUUUAAAUCGCUGUCAAAGUUAAAAUAUUUAGAUCUCAGUUUUGUCAAUAUCUUAACAAUAAGUAAGCAUGUUUUUGACGGUUUGGUGAGUUUGGAAAAGUUAUGGAUGCACAAUAACGCUUUCUACUAUUUCGACGUGCAUAUAAACCAUAUGAAAAAACUCAAUUUCGUGGAUUUUCGCUUCACUGAACUCUCAACUUUAAAUCUUUCAACUAUUGAAGCAUUCAAUAACAUAACGAAAGGGAAUAACUAUACUCUGAUAAUAGACUUUUCCGAAACCCCUAUACACUGCUUUUGUGUGAAUCUCUUCUUUUUGGAAUGGAUAGUAAAAUCUAACAUAUUUCGCACAAAGCUUAUUAACUAUAAGUGUGUAUUUUCAGACGUUUCUGAGAAAUAUGUGGAUGAAUUUGACAGGAUAUACAACACACUUGUUCGCCAAUGCAGUUCGAAAUUCGAGUUUUUCAUUACUGUAUUAGCGGGAACGGUUUUGAUUCUGCUCGUUGUAGUACUAUCAAUAGGGUAUCGAUUUCGAUGGAAAUUGAGAUACGCGUACUAUUCUGUGUACCUCAACUUCAAAAUAAACAAAGAGAAGGCGGGCGAAUUGAAUAAAUACAGAUACGAUGUGUUCACUUCGUACGUUCACGACGACCACGAUUUUGUGGUCGGGACAUUGAUCCCACAGCUUAGAUCCCGGGGACUGAAGAUUCAUGUCCACGGUCUUGAUUUUAUCGCAGGAGAAUACAUUGCCUCCAACAUUUUAGAAGCCAUAAAGAAUAGCCGACACACGCUGGUAGUUCUAACUCGUGAGCUACUGAAGAGUGCGUGGUGCAAAUAUGAACUACAAAUGGCGAAUAUGGAGCAGGUACACACGGGGAGGCCCGUUCUUGUGUUUCUGCUGAUGGAAAAUCUCACAAAGAAAGAACUGGGUACUGAGCUACUCUAUUACAUCCAGAGCAACACUUACAUCCAAUAUCCCAACCACGAUCAUCAAGAUGACGACCAGCACAUGAACAUGUUCUGGAAAAAGCUUGCAUCAGAUCUGCAAACCUAA
Candidula unifasciata is the source of this 2616-nucleotide messenger RNA. The record is from the annotation of a GenBank genome assembly. Lineage: Eukaryota; Metazoa; Mollusca; Gastropoda; Stylommatophora; Geomitridae.